UGCAACCCCAGAAGAAGAAGAAAUCACGGAAGUACGGCUUCCAAGCCUUGUUGAAAGAAUAAUAUAUAGUAGUCCACAUUAUUCAAAUUAAGUCGAACUGUAUCUCGGAAUAGAUAUUACACUAUAAGACGAUGGGCACUAGAGAUGACGAGUACGAUUAUUUGUUCAAAGUGGUCUUGAUUGGUGAUUCGGGUGUGGGAAAGAGUAACCUGCUGUCCCGUUUCACCCGAAAUGAGUUCAACCUGGAGAGUAAAAGCACCAUCGGGGUGGAGUUCGCCACGCGCAGCAUUCAGGUGGAUGGAAAGACAGUGAAGGCACAGAUCUGGGACACAGCUGGCCAGGAGCGCUACCGUGCCAUCACGUCUGCGUACUACCGCGGGGCGGUCGGGGCUCUUCUGGUCUAUGACAUCGCUAAGCACCUGACCUAUGAGAAUGUGGAGCGCUGGCUGAAGGAGCUGAGAGACCACGCCGACAGCAACAUCGUCAUCAUGCUUGUAGGCAACAAGAGUGACCUGCGCCACCUCCGGGCUGUGCCCACUGAUGAGGCCCGGGCAUUUGCUGAGAAGAAUGGUUUAUCUUUCCUCGAGACAUCGGCCCUGGAUUCAACCAACGUUGAGACAGCCUUCCAGACCAUUCUUACAGAGAUCUACCGCAUUGUGUCCCAGAAGCAGAUGUCAGAGCGCCAGGAGAGCGACAUGUCACCCAGCAACAACGUGGUCAACAUUCAGGUAUAUAUGAAUUUAAAGCACAUCAAAGUUGCUCUGAAGUGUAUUCUAUGUACGAGCUUCUCCCCUCCUGUCAUUUUUAGGCUAGCCCCUCCCCCCUCCUCUUUAGUGCAAUGUACUGUUUGGAAACCAAUUGGAUGUAUCGAGCACAGUGUAGACAUGCGUGCUCCGUUGCGGUAGUGUAAAACGAUUGAUCUGAUUGCUGUGAAUAUAAUGCUAGUGAAACCUAGAACCUUUUGCAUUAGCCGAGCUUCAAGUUGCGCCGUGGGAGGGCCAGAUGUAAACUAGCAUGUAGCAAGCAGCUUUGUAAGCGCUGUCACUUUGUUUACAGUAGGUGACAAGUUCAGGCCAGCUUUGCAUGUUUUUUUUUUUUGUUUGUUUGUUUUUCUUUUGUUUUUGUUUUUUUGUUUUUUUAAAGAUGGCACUCUGCUGUGUUGCAUGUUUUUAUCGGGUGAAAGACUCAAUCUGGACUGAAUAUGGAACACUAUCAUUGCCUUGAGAGUGUGUAAUUUUAGGCUGUCACCACACCAAUGAAAACUGAACUCCUGUACGUUUGAACUUUGUCCCACUUCCAUCCUCAGCACAGCUUCACAUAGGGAUGCUGUCCUUUAGUGCUGUUUGUGCUAGGAAGGACUUUUUAAUCGAAGACACUAUGGUCCAUUGUGCUUUUCUGGACCAACAUUAGGCAGACGGUAUGCAUACGUUUUUGAUUUAUAGCAAACAACAUAUAAUUUGACUAUGACUAUGCAGAAAAUAGCAAACAGCUGUUUGGAUUUUUUGGGGGUGAACCUCAAUAGCAAAUGAAGGAUUUAAGGUGCAGAAGUAUGAGUAACUGGGGUAGUAUUCCAGCACGACAUUCCUAUGUAUUAUGUAUUACAUUCUUCUAUAUUACAAUCAAGAAUCUCCUUGAGUUAAGCAAUCAAGCUUUGCACAGAACCACAAAACUAGAGUUGGGACUGCACCUGGGAAAGUAAGCAAAUGGAAAAUGUCUUUCCGUUUCAUUCACUAGUUUGAUUUUCACAAGCCUGAAUUUCUCAAAAUCCUGCACUGAAUCUUAAAGGAUUUCUAUUAAACACAUGCUCUCAUCUAGGAUUAGAUUUCAUCUGCACAUGGAGAAACUGGACCUUUUUUUGUUAGAUUUGAUGCAUCAUUAGUAUAACAUUAACAGUGCCACUGUUCAAAACCAAAAGAGCUUUUGUUGAACGCUGUAGAAUGCAGCACUUGUUAGUGUCCCUCAGGUUGGAGGACAGUCGUCCACAGCACUCUCUUUCCUCCCUCCUGGCUCUGCCAGGCUGAGGCUCACACAUCCCUCUUUGAAUCCUCACUACUCUCCACUGACAAACUCAGAAGACUGUGGUUGGUGUCAGGUUCCUCUUGUCUUGGCUCCUCCAGCUGAGCUGUGAAGGGAGGACACAACAAGUCAAGGAAGUAUUUGAAUGAUUCCACCACAGACAGUCUUGCUCGCUUCUCUUCACAGUGCCUACUCCACCACGCAUCCUGGUCCUAAACCUUCACUCACCAACCUGCUAACAACAUGCCCUUUUACUCGCCUUCUCCUAAACUGUCUAACCAACAACCUAGCACUUGUCUGUCCCAUGGGGCCGUGAGAAGACAGGGAGCUAUGUUGUGCUGUGGCACGAUCACAUAAAGCCUAUGUACACCGAGCUGCCUCUGACUUCAACACAAUGCAUGGCUUUUUGUACAGCUCCACCUCCAUGUCAUAAUGCCUUAUGUAGCUAACAUUGUCAUUACUGUUCAUGCAAUCUUCUGAGGGUUAGGGUUAGGCUUAGCUAGCUAGGAUGACAUGCUAACAAUUGUCUUACAAGGUAAUAGUAAUUGUGACCUGUCCUGAUGUUGAACUUUGACAGAAGCCUCGCUAAUAACCUACUUGCUACUCAAGAGUGUGUGUUCUGUUGAAUUUCCAGGUUAUAGCUGUAUCAGUGUGUGAUGGUGUUAGGCGGACAUAUACAAUGCCUGAUCUCGGUGUGUGUGUGUGCGUGUUUAGAGGCAGAGGUUAGAUGGGUGGCUCUGGAGUGUGUGAGCCCGGCUGGCAAUGCCAAUGGCGUCUCUUUGAACAGAAGGCACUGCCAGCCUGGCCUCUCCAGACACACUAGCUAGCAGUCUGUGGAUGUGUAGAGAAGUGAUUCCUUUCUUCUGAUAAAUGAGUUAUGAUCCUUUCUCAUAUACCUCCAUUAUUUUUUAUUUUGUCUUAUUUUUUUUUAAGAAGUGUGUUUUAGUUUUUUUUUCAUUUUCUUCUUUUUGAACUAUAUUGAAAUACGCUAUCACUAUAACUGACUGUAAUUCCAGUGUAAACGUGUAAGAGUGAAAAGAUGUCAUUUCAAUGAAUUUGGAGGGAUAAAUGUGAGGGGGGAGUCAAAAUGAACGGUUUUAUGUUUUGUACAGAUUGAUAAAUUGUACAAUUGUGUCUAUAUCUUAAGUUAUCAGUUCAUCUUAAUAAAGCGCACCAGUCAUAAACCUUU
Molecule: messenger RNA, 3205 nt
Organism: Myripristis murdjan (pinecone soldierfish)
Lineage: Eukaryota; Metazoa; Chordata; Actinopteri; Holocentriformes; Holocentridae
Gene: rab11a
Product: RAB11a, member RAS oncogene family
Exons: 6
Coding region: 132-905 (257 amino acids)
Molecular function (GO): GTP binding; GTPase activity
Source: RefSeq, a predicted model, not a curated record